This is a messenger RNA of Protopolystoma xenopodis, 795 nucleotides long. The record is from the annotation of a GenBank genome assembly. Lineage: Eukaryota; Metazoa; Platyhelminthes; Monogenea; Polystomatidea; Polystomatidae.
AUGGGUUCUCAUUGCACUGAAACAGUAAAUUGUUAUAUUUGGGAAGGUGACUCGGUAAAAAAGAUCAACCUUGCCUUACUUGACAUAGGAUGGACCAUUAUUCAGGCCGUGGAGCGUCAAGGUUUCUCUCUUGAAUAUGCUCUACUUGGGAGUAUCUUCGUUCCUCUCCUCAGUCUCAUUCCUCUGAUUUUCCAUUCAUGCCUAGCUGACGCCAGCUGGACCACGAAGUUUGCACUAAUCCCUGUUGAGCCCAAGCUGUCUGUCCUAGCAUCCACGACUGUGACUAAUAUUGCAGCCAACGCAACCCUUUCUAACAGUAGUAGAUUAAUUACAAUGGCUUCAUCAGUGGGUGCCAGCCACUCUAAAGCAGAAGCUACAAUUGGCUCUUCUCUUCAAUCAUUAGAGCAACCAAGUGGUGAACUUCCCCGAGCUCCCCUUCUUCAAUUGGCUUACUGGCUAGCAGUAGUCGCUGCGCAACUGAAGCGAACUUGGCUGGGCGAUGAUCUACUUCACAGCUUUAUCAUGUGGCUUGAAGUCUCUAAUGGUGAUACAAUUACCGAUUUAUCAGAAGGCAAAAAAAAAGAAGCCAGUGGUACACUUACAGCAAUCAUUAGGUCCAGCACUGGCAGUAGCGAAGCUGAUGAAAGUCAAUUGCCUAGCUAUCCUGGGCUUAGCCAAGCUAUCUGGCUACUUCCUCAGCUAGGACUGUUGGUGAUCCGAGCCAGCGUACUGAGUCUCUCUAGAUUGCCAAUUCGAUUUGCUAAUGCAUGGAUCUUGGCGCCUGACCUUGGGUAG